AUGGCCUCGUCCAGCUCCAUCAUCACGGAAGCUGUCACGACCGACACGAUCCCUAUCAGCCGCCAUGUGAGGAUUGCAGGCGGAAUAGCGAGUCAUGCCUUGGAGAGGAGCUCCGAGGCGCUGCGCGGGCUGGCGCUCCAAGGCGGGAGCAGCAGCAGCGACAACAUCGGCGUGAAUGCGGAUCGACACCUGGGCGGCGGCGCGAUUGCUGGAAUCACCAUCGGUGCGGUUGUUGCGGUUGCACUGCUGGCCAUCUGUCUCUAUCCGUGCUUCCUCUAUUUCAAACGUCGUCGAAGCGGCCAGUUGCAUCCAGCAUUCGAUGCCGAGGCAGGCAUCGCUCCCAACACUGGCCACCGCAGCAGCGCCUCCGGCGGAGCAAACACACCUCCCAAGCGCCUCUCGUCGAGCGACUCGUAUAAGCACCGGGGCGACUUGACACGCGGGGGAGAUGGAGAUGGAGGAAGCGCCGACUAUGGCAAUUGGGAGGCUCCCGUCGACGGCGGCAUCAACAAUGGCUACUCUUUCCCUCUCAACGCGGCAUAUCUGCAACCUGGGGAUCCCGGGUUCGUCGACAGCAACAUUGCUCAAGAACAUCGAGUCAAGGCCCAGCCGUUUCCGCUGCUGGGAUGCGAAGAUGGCGAGUUUGCACCGCCGAUAGACGAUGACCAGCCCGGCGUGCUCAAGGGAACCAGCGCCGACUACUACAGCCCCCAUAUCCCCUCUGAGGCCUUUGGCAUGGUUACGCAGCCCGACGCGGCGCUUGACUCGCCCGUCCAGCCACCCUCUUCUCGUUCCAGCUCUCUUCGCCAGAACAUGAUGCAGAUCUUCCGCCGCAAGACGGGCAGAGACGCAACCAUAGACUCGACUAUCUCACGAACAACCAUCACAGAAGGAGCCGCAUCUUCUCACCUUAACGGUGCCACUCCGCUGCAGACACUUAUAACGACGGGUGACCGAGUCGAGUCUCCCACAAACCUAUCGGCUGCCUCCCUACCCCUUUCGCGCUCGCCCUCACAUCACCAACCCCACGCUGAAGCCGCGCCUGGAGCAAGCCUAGCGCCGGUCAGCCCGCCCACCAGUAAUGCACCGGAGCCCUCCUCCAAGGCUACGCCUCCAGAGUCACCCCCGUUUCCGACAUAUCACCAGUUCCGAAAAUCUCCCUCGCCGCCUGUUGCUGCUCCCGGAACCGUAAACCCCAUGGACAUUAUGCCCGCUUCUACAGAAACCGAGGUCUGGCAUAGGACCGAGCACCAGCUCUACGAGGCCUUUCACAAGGUGUCGACAAGCGACCCGGUCUCGGUCCCGGCGCAGGAUGCGUCAUCCACCAUGCCGUCCCCUUCUCCAACGCCUCCCGAAACGCAGCCUCAGCCAAUAUUCACAAUACAGUCCCCGGGCGAAACCAGUCACACCGGACUCACUCCCGAUCACAUCAUCAUCACCAACACCAACGCUAAUACUCACAACGACAAAGCCGAUCCCCAACGCGAUAAUGGCGAUGUCGCUAUGCUAGAUGCAACUCUUACUCCGAACCACGACCACAGCUUGGCAGCCCCAGACGGCCGACACCCGAGCUACCCCUCCGACCAUUCCACUCCGCUCCCCGGCCCUUCCUUUACCGAUGUUUCAUCACAGAACACGCCCUCGACUCAAUUAGAUACCCCCUCCCCCGAGUCCAUGGGAAGUUCUGAUUUCCGACACAGCGCGUCGCCACACUCUGGUGCUGGCAGCCACUCCCCCAGGACUGGAGCCUAUCGAUGCGAUGAGCCGGGCUGCAACCAGUCCUUUGAUCAGCCGCACAAACUUAAGCAUCAUCAGCGAUAUCAUAGCAAAGACCACAAGUGCCCGUAUGCUGGCUGCGGCAAAGGUUUUGGCACCAAGACUCAUCUGCAGAGGCACAUCAAUGACCGGCAUGAGAAGAAGAAGAAGUUCCAUUGCUCUGUUGUUGGAUGCGACUACUCCAGAGCAGGGGGCAAGGCUUUUCCUAGAAAAGAUAACUGGAAGCGACACAUGAUCAAGAUACACAAUAUCGAACAGCAGCAGCUUCCGGAGCCGAUUGAGGUCGAUAUGGAUCUGGACGGAAUAUGA
Messenger RNA from Trichoderma citrinoviride, 2085 nucleotides. RefSeq lists its product as hypothetical. Gene Ontology annotation, cellular component: nucleus. The transcript has 3 exons. Bases 1 to 2085 code for a protein of 694 amino acids. The record is from RefSeq and is a predicted model, not a curated record. NCBI's taxonomy places the organism in Eukaryota, Fungi, Ascomycota, Sordariomycetes, Hypocreales, Hypocreaceae.